AUGAGUAAAGGUAAUUAAUUUAGUUUUUAUGGACUCGCUUUAACAUUUUUUCCCCCUCUUGAUAUAGCGAAUAAACAUAACCUGUAAUAGCUUAUGGCAGCAACGAAUACCAGUAACAUUAAGAGGGUUAAUAUGUAAAUUUAGAAGCUGUUGAAUAACCUUAAUUAAAUGAGUAGAAGUUUUCUUUUUUUCACAAAAUGA
Tetrahymena thermophila SB210 is the source of this 201-nucleotide messenger RNA. RefSeq lists its product as hypothetical. Lineage: Eukaryota; Ciliophora; Oligohymenophorea; Hymenostomatida; Tetrahymenidae. The transcript is spliced from 3 exons. The record is from RefSeq and is a predicted model, not a curated record.